Messenger RNA from Oncorhynchus kisutch (coho salmon), 5025 nucleotides. RefSeq names its product YTH domain-containing family protein 1-like. The transcript has 6 exons. The coding region runs from base 410 to 2254 and encodes 614 amino acids. Gene Ontology annotation, cellular component: cytoplasm. Gene Ontology annotation, molecular function: mRNA binding; N6-methyladenosine-containing RNA reader activity. The record is from RefSeq and is a predicted model, not a curated record. Gene Ontology annotation, biological process: mRNA destabilization. NCBI's taxonomy places the organism in Eukaryota, Metazoa, Chordata, Actinopteri, Salmoniformes, Salmonidae.
CCUUUCAAGAAACCCAGUGUCGUUGUCGUAAAGCUCAGUCUAGAACCCGGAUGGAACCAAUGGGAUAGAACAGCCAUUGGGGGAAGUGCUGCACGCUAACUGUGUAGGGAUCUCUGGAGUGAAAAAAAAGACGUAAAAGAUUUAACUGUGGACAGAUUGUACCGGAUCCAAAAACAAUAUUCUGUGGAGAUCUAGAAAUAUUAUCCCGACUUAUUUAAGCUUGGACAUUGAAUCCGAGCGGACCGGAUAAGAUACUUGCACUGUGGGAGUUGAUCUGGGGAUACAAGCAGUGGAAAAACACUUUAGCUAGCCUAGCCAGCUAACUGAGCUAGGAACCAUCGAAAACCGGAGCAUCAGAUACACUGACCUGCUAGGCUCCGUGCGAAUCCAGGGACUUGCUUAAUGAAUUAUGUCUGCCACAAGCAUUGACCCUCAGAGAUCAAAGGGACAAGCAUCUAAAGUGCAAAAUGGUUCGCUGCAUCAGAAGGAGACUGUCCACGACAAUGACUUUGAGCCGUACCUCACUGGCCAAUCAACCCAGAACAGCAGCUACCAGUCCAUGACCGACCCCUACCUGUCCAGCUACUACGCCCCCUCCAUCGGCUUCCCCUACCCCCUCAGUGAGGCCCCCUGGUCCACCGGUGGAGACCCCCCAAUCCCUUACCUCACCCCCUACGGACCCUUGAGCAAUGGAGACCACCACUUCAUGCCCGACACCGUGUUUGGCCAGCCUGGAGGGCUUGGCAGCAGCAUCUACCCCCACCGCUUUAACUUUUUCCCUGAGAACCCAACCUUCUCCGCCUGGGGCACCAGUGGCUCCCAGGGCCAGCAGACUCAGAGCUCAGCCUACGGUGGCAGCUAUAGCUACCCUCCCAGCUCCCUGGGUGGCACACUGGUGCCUGACGGCCAGACAGGCUUCCAUAGCGACACCCUCAACAAGGCCCCUGGCAUGAACAGCCUGGAGCAGGGCAUGGUGGGCCUGAAGAUCGGUGGUGACCUCACAGGCCAGGGGUCAGGAAUCAAGGCUGUGGGCUCUGUGAUUGGUGGACCGCCGGUCGUGGCACAGGGGAACGGGGGUACGUCCAUCGGUAUGCCCCCGCCGAAGCCCGCCUCCUGGGCGGCCAUCGCUAGUAAGCCGGCCAAACCGCAGCAGCUGAAGUCCAAGGUGAAACCAGGCAUGCCCAGCCCUGGGGGAACCCUGCCCCCUCCGCCCAUCAAACACAACAUGGACAUUGGCACUUGGGACAACAAGGGGCCUAUGAAUAAAGUGGCCCAAGCCCCCAUGCAGCAGCAGCAGGCUAUGAGCAUGCCCCAUGGCCACCCCAUGCAGCCCCAGACCCCCAUGCAGCAGAACCCCAUGCAGCCCCCUCCCCAGUCCCUGCUGCAGCAGCAAAUGCAGCCCAUGGCCUUACACCACCAGCACCCUCCUCAACCCUACCAACACCAGACCCAACCCCCACAUCCCCAGACCCGCUGGGUCGCCCCGCGCAACCGUAACCUUGGAUACGGACAAGGAGGGGCCGGCAUGGACGGUAGCAGUAUGAUUGGCAUAGUCAGCGGGGGUAAUGGCGGUCCCCCUGGUUCUGCCGGUAUGGUCCCUGGUGGAGUGGAGAACCACCCGGUGUUGGAGAAGCUGCGUGCUGCCCACAGCUACAACCCCAGGGUGUUUGAGUGGAACCUGAAGAACGGCCGUGUGUUCAUCAUCAAGAGCUACUCUGAGGACGACAUCCACCGUUCCAUCAAGUAUUCCAUCUGGUGCAGCACCGAGCACGGCAACAAGCGCCUGGAUGGGGCCUUCCGCAGCCUCAACGGCAAAGGACCCGUUUACCUGCUGUUCAGCGUCAACGGCAGUGGCCACUUCUGCGGCGUGGCCGAGAUGCGCUCGUCCGUGGACUACGGGACCAGUGCCGGCGUGUGGGCGCAGGACAAGUGGAAGGGCAAGUUUGACGUGGACUGGCUGUUUGUUAAGGACGUGCCCAACAGCCAGCUGCGCCACAUCCGCUUGGAGAACAACGACAACAAGCCGGUGACCAACUCCCGGGACACUCAGGAGGUCCCUCUGGAGAAGGCCAAGCAGGUGAUGAAGAUCAUCGUGGGCUUCAAGCACACCACCUCCAUCUUCGACGACUUCUCUCACUAUGAGAAGAGGCAGGAGGAAGAGGAGGAGGUACGCAAGACCUUUGAGCCGCCUGCACCCAUCCAGAACCGUUCUCGGCUGGAACAGGAGCGCCAAAACAGGAGUAAACAGCAGUAGAAGACAUUUAUCCUUGGCUUGAUCAACAGUUACACUAGGACAUUCGAUUUAAGAGACAGAAUCAUUCAGAAAUUAUAUUUUAAAAAAAUUAAAAUAUUUUUUUUCCUAUUUAAUCCUGGUGAAUUUCUGCCACCGCCGUGGAGACUUGUGCUUUCCGGCCCCAGGUACCACCCAUCACCUCUUGUGCAGGGAUAACAAGCUGAGUUCAUGUAUUACCUAGCCACCACCGUGGAGACUUGUGCUUUCCGGCCCCAGGUACCACCCAUCACCUCUUGUGCAGGGAUAACAAGCUGAGUUCAUGUAUUACCUAGCCACCACCAUCACAUUGUUUUAGUUCUGAUUGACUUUGUUUUUUUACGUUCUCUCCCAUAUACUCUUUCUCGUCAGACUGGAUUUGUUUUUGACCUCUCCUGGCCCCUCCCUAAUAACUCUUCCUGGAUUUGUUUUUGACCUCUCCUGGCCCCUCCCUAAUAACUCUUCCUGGAAUUGAAUCAGGGUUUGACAGCACCAAGGAGAAGAGAGAAUAUCUGCCACUUUAUAUUUCUGUACAAUCAGGAACUGCCGUGUCCUGCCCCUGUUUGUCCAUUGGGGGGCGGUGUUGCCAUCCUUCAGAGGUUUAACUGUGCCAACAGGGUUGGAGGAUCCCAAAGGCAAAAAAUGUUCGGACUUAGAACUGUGUGUGAUAAUGAGACUUCAGCGGUUUAUCUAUUUUUCAUUCAAGAUCAACAAAGUCUAUAUUUUAUGGCUUACUACUGACAAUUUUCAGUUCAGAAAGAUGAUUUUUCUGGAGCCUUAAUAUUUUGUUUUCUAGUUAUUGAUGACUUGUCAAAAGAAUCUUUAACUGACAGUGCUGGAGAAAUCAGGGAUAGUCUGAAGUCAGACUUGGGACAUUUCAAAGGAGGAAGUGUGCAAAGGCCUCUGGGAAGGAAGUAACUGAUGGGUGUCCUCCACGACGAUGGAGCUCUCACCAUCUGAAUUGAAAAUUAUACUAUUUUACAUCCCUAACACCCUUCCACUUUGUUUUGAUAAAUGGCAUUUGUCUUGAAGAAGUUGUGUCAUUAUCAGGAGAUUAUGUUCACGUACUCAAGCCAGUCUGAGAGAAAUGUAGCAUUCACCAUUUUAAAUGAAUUAUUUUAUAGUUGGAAUGAUGUGCUGUAACUGCUACAUAUGAAUGAAUUGUUUCUCUAUUUGGAAAAAUCACUUGGGUUAAUUAUCUGUUCAUCAUAAUUCUGUCUUAAUCUGUUGUUUUGUUUGACUUUCUUCUCAAAAUGUGUUUUUUCUGUAAAUCUCAUGUUCUUGUUAAUGCUAUGUUAACUUAGGAGCCUGUAGUCAUGGAGAUGACCUGAAAUGAGCAACUGAUUUACUAUCAAGAGUAAGAAAACAAAUAAGAACUAAAUAUGGUUUCUGUGUUUUUUGUUGGUCAAAGUCAUUGAAAAUAAGUCAGUGGUAUCAGGAAUUAUCUAUCCAUCAAGAUUGAUUGGUGGUUGAACAUUGAAUGAUAAACAAUUAUCCCAAUUAUCCCUAAUUAAUAGCCCACAGUGUGCAAUCAUGCAGGCUGCAAUCACAGUUUGGUAACCUUGAUUACAUUGUGGUUAAACACUAUACAACCCUUUUAAGUAAUGGUUGGCACAACGAUUUCUUUCUAGUACAGUUCCUUUAUUGACAGUACAGCAGUAUUUCCUUUGUUCUCUUACUGAUCUCAGACAUGCUGGAUUCGCAUUCUGCACAGAGAGACUGGGUAGAAACUGUUCUGUGUGCCAUUCAGUCCACUCUCUAGUGUUGUAGGUUUAUUCUGACUUGAGCAUUAAACCUGGAAUUCUGUGACAUCACAGUGUGUGUGAGCAAGAGAGAGACGUGGAUGUGAAUGCUGUCCCUCGCUGUUACUGCACAUCAGUGGAGGAGCUAUAGGAGGAUGGGCUCAUUGUAGUGGCUGGAAUUAAAUAACUGGAACGGAGUCCAACGUGGUUUCAAUAUGUUUGAUAUCGUUCUAUUGAUUCCAUUCCAGCCAUUACAAUGAGCCUGUCCUCCUAUGGCUCCUCCCACCAGCCUCCAUUGCUGUACAUGAGUGUGAACCCACAUCUUUUGUGUUCAUGGAGAUGUAACAGCGUUGUUUCUUGCCAUGUGCCUGGAUCAGUUCCAGACUUGCUGGAUGUUUGUGUAUCACCACAGCCCAGUCUCAGAUGUUGCGUAGCUGCUCUUUUCCCUGGCCGGUGUAGUGUAGCCCCUGUAUGUCUGGAGACAUGACCUUUGACUUCGUACAGGGGACGUCCGGGUGCAUCUCAAUAGUCUAAAGUGGCUUCCUUCCUCUCCUCCAUCUGCAGUAAUGUGAAAACGGAGUUAAAGCCAUAUGGGGUGGAUAAUUUCUAUGGUGUCUAAGUUGUUUUUCACACCAGUAUAGAUGAAGGAAAGGAGACAAGUGGAGGAAGCCACUUUAGAUUAUAGACAUUGCUGUUUUUCUUUCGGUCAAGAAGCAUGAAAUGGAUGUGAUGCCUAUAGUUCAGGACUUACAUGCACGUGUCGAGUUGUUUGCUGCAAUAGAGGGCCAUGUGUAUGGUUCUAAAAUAAAGGAUAUGUCUACUACACUAAAGGAAUAAUGACGUGAUAUAAAACAAAUAUUAAUACAAUGAAUUAUUGUAUAGACUUGCAAGUAAACCACUUUAGCUCUAUCAGUGGAUCAACCUGUAAGGUUUUGAAAGCUCUAUCUUGGUUUAUUAUAUUUUUUCCUUUAGAAAAAAUCAAGCCUUAAUAAACUGUAUAUUUAGCAACAAUCA